Molecule: messenger RNA, 1677 nt
Organism: Stegastes partitus (bicolor damselfish)
Lineage: Eukaryota; Metazoa; Chordata; Actinopteri; Pomacentridae
Gene: sdr42e1
Product: short chain dehydrogenase/reductase family 42E, member 1
Exons: 3
Coding region: 97-1257 (386 amino acids)
Biological process (GO): steroid biosynthetic process
Molecular function (GO): oxidoreductase activity, acting on the CH-OH group of donors, NAD or NADP as acceptor
Source: RefSeq, a predicted model, not a curated record
CUGUCUCCAGGGCUGCAGCAGAAUGACGACAGAGUGAUAUUGUGCCCACAUUUCCCUGGUUUCCACCCGGCUGGUGUUGAGAUUCGCCCUCUUGCAAUGGAAAAUAGACGUCCAGACACAUGCUUAAUAACCGGGGGAUGUGGCUAUUUCGGUUACCGCCUGGCCACCUCGCUGCAUAAAAAGGGAGCCAGGAUCGUCCUGUUUGACACCGUCCCUCCAAGCCAACAGGUGCCAGAAGACAUCGUGUUCGUGCAGGGUGACAUACGUGACUAUGCACAGGUUGAGAAGGCCGUCGCCGGUGUAGACUGUGUGUUCCACAUCGCCUCCUACGGCAUGUCGGGUAGGGAGCAGCUGAACCGGCAUCUGAUAGAAGCGGUCAAUGUUCAAGGCACACAGAAUGUGCUGAAGGCUUGUGUUGAGCUCGGAGUGUCCAGGCUGGUUUACACCAGCACCUUCAACGUGGUGUUUGGAGGACAAGUCAUAGAGAACGGGGAUGAGAGCCUCCCUUAUCUACCUCUGCACCUUCACCCCGACCACUACUCCAGAACCAAGUCUCUGGCUGAGAUGGCAGUGCUUAAAGCCAACGGCACAGCGCUGGAGGACGGCUCUGGGGUGCUGAGGACCUGCGCCCUGCGUCCUGCAGGUAUCUAUGGACCUGGAGAACAGAGGCACCUGCCCCGGAUAGUGGGCUACAUAGAGAAGGGGAUCUUCAGGUUUGUUUAUGGUGAACCCAGCAGCCUGGUGGAGUUUGUCCAUGUGGACAACCUGGUGUCUGCACACGAGCUGGCUGCAGAGGCUCUGACCCCAGAGAAGCAGCACUGCUCAGCUGGUCAGGCCUACUUCAUCUCAGAUGGCAGGCCGGUCAACAACUUUGAAUUCUUCAGACCUCUGGUCGAGGGCCUGGGCUAUACUUUCCCCAAAUUGCGCCUUCCUAUCUCUCUUAUUUACUUUUUUGCCUUUGUCACAGAAAUGAUCCACCACGUCGUCGGCCCCUUCUAUAACUUCCAGCCUCUGCUCACACGUACAGAAGUGUAUAAAACCGGCGUGACGCAUUACUUCAGCAUGGCCAAAGCAAAGGCCGAGCUCGGUUACGAGCCCCAGGAGUACAACCUGGACGAGGCUGUGCAGUGGUUCAGAAGCAGAGGCCACGGCCGGAAAUGUCACAGCUCCUUCAUCGGUCGACUGCUGCUCGACGUCCUGUUUGCUUGUGCCUUCGUUGCUGUGGCGCUCUCUUUUCUUCCAGUCGUUGGAAGCUGAUGAGCAGCUACAGCAGAAAUAUCAUUCUGACAUUUCCCAAAACAUCCUACAGACUGUAUCAAGACUCGUUCAUUAUUGGGUUGUUUACACUUUGUAAUAUGUCAGGAUCCGUGUGCACAUUUUGUAUUAAAAUGGUCAUUACUGACUGGUGCUUUGGUCACAACAUAACAGCUGUUUACAGACAUAAACCAUGGAAGCAAAACGUUUCAGUAUUUCCAUGUUUAAUUGGGGGCAGUUCCUCCAGUAUAAAACUACCUAAAGGUGUGGGUUUUAAUCUGCAGUUAUUUUCACUUUUAAAGGUCUUAAAUGCUACCUCUGUUUUUCCACACUACGUUUAAAUAACCUGCAAUAAUAUAUGAAUCCAGUGUUUUGAUGCUGUUUUUUUGGAAUGUAAGAAAUGAAUAAAACUUGACAAGUCAA